Molecule: messenger RNA, 644 nt
Organism: Frankliniella occidentalis (western flower thrips)
Lineage: Eukaryota; Metazoa; Arthropoda; Insecta; Thysanoptera; Thripidae
Product: ejaculatory bulb-specific protein 3
Exons: 3
Coding region: 46-420 (124 amino acids)
Source: RefSeq, a predicted model, not a curated record
CCGGCCUCCUCCAGACACCGUUCCGUCCAAGCUCUCCGCCCAAACAUGUCCCGCACCGGCCUGUUGCUCGCCGCCGCGGCCCUGGCCGCCGUCCUGGCCCUCGCCGCCGCCAAGCCCCAGCCGGGCAAGCUCGACUCUGUGGACGUCGAUGCGGUCCUCAAGAACAAGCGCCUCUUCAACAACUACGUCAAGUGCAUCAUGGACCAGGCGCCCUGCUCCGCCGAAGGCAGCGAACUCAAGGAGAGGCUGCCCAAGGACCUGGCCACCAAGUGCGCCUCGUGCAGCGACACGGAGAAAUCCCGCGCCAAGAAGGUGAUCAACUACCUCAAGAAGGAGCGCAAGGAGGUGUGGGAGGACUUCAAGAAGAAGUACGAUCCCGAGAGCAAGUGGGGUGACCUCGAGUGGGCCUCCUCAUCCUGAACACCUAGUCGACAUCAACGUUCCUGCUGUCAUUUGUGAAUACUCAUCGGACUUCCGUCUCCCUUCAUCGCAUCGAGAGUGACGAGUUAACCCGCCGUUAUGACGCCCUUUCGUACUUUUAGCCCUGAGAGUGCUUCGUACCUCCUAGGGAUCGUAAUUUUAUAAUUAGCGCUGUGAUCAUAUGGUCUGCUGUGAUUUCUAUUAAAAUUGUUAUUUUGAUUAAA